Molecule: messenger RNA, 1665 nt
Organism: Paecilomyces variotii
Lineage: Eukaryota; Fungi; Ascomycota; Eurotiomycetes; Eurotiales; Thermoascaceae
Product: putative AIF-like mitochondrial oxidoreductase
Exons: 3
Coding region: 1-1665 (554 amino acids)
Cellular component (GO): cytoplasm
Molecular function (GO): oxidoreductase activity, acting on NAD(P)H; flavin adenine dinucleotide binding; 2 iron, 2 sulfur cluster binding
Source: RefSeq, a predicted model, not a curated record
AUGGCGAAGGAAUUCAAACUGAAGGACAUCAAGUCCCUGUCGGAUGUCAAGGACUUUGAGAAGGUCGAGUCUGAAGUCGAGGGGGUGGAAGGAGGCAAGAUCCUUGUCGUGAAGGUUGAUGGAGUGGCUCAUGCUCUCUCGCCGAAGUGUACUCACUAUGGCGCGCCGCUGAAGAAUGGUGUCCUUACGCCGGAUGGAAGGUUGACGUGUCCGUGGCAUGGAGCUUGCUUCAGUAUCGGCUCGGGUGAUGUUGAAGACGCACCGGCUCCGAAUGCGCUGGCCAAGUUCGAUGUCUACGAAAAGGAUGGAGCCGUGUAUAUCAAGGGUGAUGAGACGUCGAUUAAGUUCGGUCAGAGAGAUCCUGUUCUCAAGUGUCAGGCUGUGGGCGAUAAGAGGGUUGUUAUCAUAGGAGGUGGGAGCGGAACUCUAGGAGCCAUUCAGGCCCUGCGAGAAGUCGACUUCAAGGGCCCCAUCACCGUCAUUACCAAGGAACCCAACUAUCCUAUCGACCGUACCAAGCUGUCCAAGGCGCUCAUCCCGGACUCGAAGAAGCUCGAAUGGCGUCCGAAGGAAUGGUACGAUUCUGCCUCGGUCAAUUUCGUCUUCGACGAAGCUACCGGUGUCGACUUCGACAAGAAGACCGUCUCAACCACGUCUGGUAAGUCGGUCUCUUACAGUAAGCUUCUUCUCGCGUCGGGAGGCACGCCUCGCAGCCUUCCUCUGCCCGGAUUCAAGGAACUGGGUAACAUCUUCCUGCUUCGCUUCGUGUCUGAUGUCCAGAACAUCCUCGAGGCUGUUGGCCAGAAGAACAAGAAGAUUGUCAUCAUUGGCUCCUCCUUCAUUGGUAUGGAAGUCGGCAAUGCCCUCGCGAAAGAGAACGAAGUCACCAUCGUCGGCAUGGAAAAGGCCCCCAUGGAACGCAUUAUGGGAGCAGAAGUCGGCCAGAUCUUCCAGAAACUGCUCGAGAAAUCCGGCGUCAAAUUCCACAUGAACGCCAGCGUCGAGCGAGCCACUCCUUCACCCGCAAACCCAACCAACGUUGGUGCCGUUCACCUCAAAGACGGCACCGUCCUCCACGCUGACCUGGUCAUCCAGGGCGUUGGCGUCCGUCCUGCCACCGACUUCCUCCAGAACAACCCGGCCAUCAAUCUCGAGAAAGACGGCUCUCUCCGCGUAGACGAGACCUUCGCCGUACAAGGCGUGCCCGACACCUUCGCCAUCGGCGACAUAGCCACCUAUCCAUACCACGGCCCUGGAGCUCCAUCCUCUGGCUACCCCAUCCGCAUCGAACACUGGAAUGUCGCCCAAAACUCCGGCCGCAGCGCCGCCACAACCAUCGCGCACCAACUCGCCGGCAAAACACCCCCUAGACCCAAGGCCUUCAUCCCCAUCUUCUGGUCUGCAUUGGGCCAACAGCUCCGCUAUUGCGGCAACACCCAGGGCGGCUUCGACUCACUCGUCCUGAAAGGUGAGCCCGAAAACGCCAAAUUCGUCGCUUACUACUGUCAAGGCGACACGGUGGUUGCGGUAGCGAGCAUGAUGAUGGAUCCGAUCAUGACCAAGUGCGCGGAGUUGAUGCGUAGAGAGAACAUGCCGACCAAGAAGCAGAUUGAGGCUGGUGUCGAUCCGUUGACGUUGGAUUUGCCGAGUAGUGUGAAGAUGUAA